Paramuricea clavata is the source of this 1249-nucleotide messenger RNA. The record is from the annotation of a GenBank genome assembly. NCBI's taxonomy places the organism in Eukaryota, Metazoa, Cnidaria, Anthozoa, Malacalcyonacea, Plexauridae.
AUCAAGUAGUUGUACUUGGAGGUCGUGAUGAGGAUAAUCAAGUUCUGAAUGAUGUUUUCAUGUAUGACUGCAAGACGGGCAAGAUCACAGCCUUACCAUCCAUGUUGGAGAAGAGAGACACCUGUUGUGCAGUUAUUACUGGAAAUACAAUUGUAGUCAUGGGAGGUGAGAGUUAUGAUGAUCUCAGGUCUGUGGAGUGUUUUACAAUGGGAGAUUCUACAUGGAAGUAUCUUCCCAGCAUGAACGAAGAAAGGUCCAGAGCAGUUGCUGAAGUUCUACCCUCAACUAGGAAGUAUGUGUAAUUUUGACAUUUAACGUUUCUCCGUCAAUUGAUAUUAGAUUGUUUCAUUCAGAGGUGAAAUUCUACGCAUUUUCCUACCUAGACUGCCUACUGUAAGCUGGGAUUUCUGACUAAGGUAAAGUAAUAUGAAUAACAAAGUUUCUCCAAGCAACAUGCAAAAACUGAUUCCAAUGCCAUGUUACAACAAAAAUGUUUUUUGCAUAUUUUCUCGUCCCAUUUAGCUAAGUUGCAGUUAAGCUCAGACAAUUUCUUUAAACCACCCUUUGUUGCAGUUGAAGCCAUUGACAUUGUGUUGUUCGUAUUGCUAUGUACCUUGGCUCAAACAAGCGAACAUACUGGAAAUUGAUAUUUUUUUUCUGUGUCGGUGUUGUGUACUCAGGUGAAUAUGAUGUUUGUGAUGUUACUCUGAGUGUAUAUCCACACCCGGCGGGGAGAGCUUGAAAAAUAUGCCCGAAUAUACCAAAGGUCGUAGGUUCGAUUCCCACCGUGCCCAGGCAUAUUUUUUAAGCUCGCCCGGUGUGGAUAUACACUCAGAGUAACAUCACAAACAUCAUACUGGAAAUUAAUGUAAUUAUUUUAAAGUUAAAAACUAUUAGUAAUACAAGUUUACCGUUAGAAAAGGCUUUGAAAAGUUUCGCUAAUCCAUAUAGCUUCACUAUGGCCUGUCGAAGGGAAGAUGGCUGUGAAACUCAUUAGAAUAACAAUAUAACUCGUACGGAAGUUCGAGAAAUGAGAUAAACAAAACUAAGGACUUUGACAUGUUGCCCAACAAAGAUUUAAUUAUGUAUUGUAUUAUGUUUGCUGGUUACUUUCCACUGACCUAAGUUUGGGACCGUGGAAAAGGUGACCGCGUAGGCCUAAUUGAGGUGACCGUUCAAUAAAGGUUACUUGAAUAGUAUUUAUAUUAUGAAAUUUUCGUGACUUUGCCACAUGACCACUUAACAAAGG